Laetiporus sulphureus 93-53 is the source of this 648-nucleotide messenger RNA. Its product is annotated as lish motif-containing protein. The transcript is spliced from 3 exons. The record is from RefSeq and is a predicted model, not a curated record. Gene Ontology annotation, molecular function: protein binding. NCBI's taxonomy places the organism in Eukaryota, Fungi, Basidiomycota, Agaricomycetes, Polyporales, Laetiporaceae. The annotation marks the transcript as partial.
AAGCCCCUUCAGAAAAUCUUGCAGGAAGAGUGGGAACGUCGGCUGCACGAUGUGCAGGUUUCCAAGAAUGACCUGAAUCGCCUUGUGAUGGACUACCUCGUCAUAGAGGGCUAUAAAACCGCAGCGGAGGAGUUCAGCCGCGAGACCGGCAUGGAGUCUCCUGUCGAUUUCGAAAGCAUCGAGAGUAGGAUGAAUAUUCGUGAGGCAUUGCAGCGCGGGGAUGUGGGUGACGCCAUCACACGCGUCAAUGACCUUAAUCCGGAGAUUUUGGACACCAAUCCUGCGUUGUACUUUCACCUCCAACAGCAACGGCUCAUCGAGUACAUUCGCCAAGGCAAUGUUGCGGAGGCACUGCGGUUCGCUCAGGAAGAGUUAGCCCCGAGGGGCGAGGAAAGUCCGGAGUUUUUGUCUGAACUCGAGCGGACGAUGGCGCUUCUGGCGUUCGAAUCCUCACCCAUGGCCCCGCCAGCCGUGACUGAACUCCUAUCACCGGCACAGCGCAUGAAGACAGCCGGCGAGGUGAAUGCGGCCAUCUUGGAGAGUCUAAGCCAAGGCAAGGAGGCGAAGCUGGUCGGCUUAUUGCGACUUCUGCAUUGGGGCGAGAAUCUACUGGGCGAGCGGGCAGAGUUCCCAAAGGUACGGCAUUAG